Cryptomeria japonica (Japanese cedar) is the source of this 1727-nucleotide messenger RNA. Its product is annotated as serine/threonine-protein kinase STY13. Lineage: Eukaryota; Viridiplantae; Streptophyta; Pinopsida; Cupressales; Cupressaceae. Bases 1 to 1701 code for a protein of 566 amino acids. The transcript has a single exon. Gene Ontology annotation, biological process: protein phosphorylation. The record is from RefSeq and is a predicted model, not a curated record. Gene Ontology annotation, molecular function: ATP binding; protein kinase activity.
AUGCCGUGCAUUCGAAGGCUUGUUAAGGAUUCCCUGGAUAAAUUCAACCUUCUCAAGAAUGGGGAAAGCUUCAAGUUCCAUGUCCAGCGAUGCAAAAGUUUGUGCACAUAUAUACUCGAUAAGGUCCCCCCAUAUAUUCGCAAUGAUGAGCAAUACCUGGGUGGCGAUGUUUGGAGCGAACGUGUGCAAAAAGCUUGGAAGGAGAUAUAUCGCGUCAUGAAAGAAGCAGAAACAUACCUCAAUCACUGCUCAACACAGGUGAUGAAAUGCUUAAUACUAGAUAGCACAGGUGAGGCCUUCGCCCUACACAUGCACGACUUUGCUUGGUCUCUUCUUUGCUUAGAUUUAGCUAUUCUGUGCCCGAUCGAAGAAUGGAAUGAUAAAAUCGGUCUUACAGAAUUCCGCAAGAGAAUCUCUGAUUCCUUUGCAGAAAUGUCUGAUUUACAUUUAAACCAGAUUGACUUUAAGUUUGAAGACUAUUGUGACCUACGCAUGGCUUGUAAUCAAGCGGCUGCAAAUGCUUGGAGUGCAAAACGAAAAUAUAAAAUUGGGGUUUUACAAUUCAUGGAAAGAAAGCUGUUAGAAACCAUCAGGAAUGAGCGUAAAACUCGACCUGCAAUAGAUGAAUCUGCAACUGGUAUACCUGCGUGGCUGCAGAUCCCUGCCAAAGAUUUAACAAUAAAGAAUAUUAUAGGAGAGGGAUCUUUUGGUAAAGUGUAUAUGGGGUCAUGGCUGGGGCAUAAGGUUGCCGUUAAAGACAUCCCGGUUGACGCUCGUGAUCUGUUCGAAAGGGAGAUUGCAGUUCUUUCCAAGCUACACAGCCCUUUCAUUGUCCAGUUGAUAGGCACAUCAUGCAUUGAGAGAAGGCAUUGCCGUAUUGUAAUGGAAUUGGUCAGCUCCAGCUUGGACAAAGUACUAAAGAAUUCUGGUUGCAGGGCAUCCCUGGCGCUCCCUGUUGCAGUGGAUAUGAUGCUUCAAAUUUCGAGGGGAAUGGAAUACCUUCAUCGCCAGGGCAUAAUGCACAUGGAUCUGAAAGCUUCUAAUGUUCUCGUAGAGCCGUCUGCAAUUCCAGAAUUUAGAGAGCAAGGCUAUGGGCGAGUUAAGCUGUGCGACUUUGGAAUGGCCAGCUUGGGGCUAUCCAGUUUUCGGUGUGAAGAUCCAAAGGGAACAUGUUACUGGAGGGCGCCUGAAGCUUUUCGCUUCCCAGAUCAAGAAUUGCUCCAAGAAAUUGAUACUCUAAAAGAGUAUACCUAUAAAGCAGAUGUAUAUAGCUUUGCCAUGACUUGUUAUGAGAUUCUGACGGGGAUUCAACCUUUCCUUGGUGUACAUCCCAAAGGUUUGUACCGAAUGAUUGUGCAAGGCAAAAGACCGAUUUUGCUGCAGCCCUCAUGUCCAGCCGUAUUAGCUGAUUACAUAGGAAAGUGUUGGGAGACAGAUCCUGGGCGUCGCCCUUGUUUUGCACAAGUUUCUACUUUUAUGAGGAACAUGAAGUUGUGCCUACUGAGAUGGAACGAUCCUCGUGACUGGCCUGCAAAAUCCGACGGAUAUUUUUACCCACAUGAUGCUGACGUGCCUUUAGAACUUGUCACGUCCAAGGAAGAAGCAUUUGAUGAAAUUCCUGCAGAUGAGAAACUGAAGUCGAUAGCUAGAGCUCAUCGCUUCCCCCCUGAGAUAAAAAGGUAUGAACUAUUACUGAUUUGAGCAUUACACUAGUGUGUUUACUAGGG